CUUUUGUUCGCAUUAGUAUUCAUUACAUAGUAGUCUUUUCUACUAUGCUCAUUAUCUGUGUAUUCAUUGUUAGGCUUUAUUCAUUUGUAUUCUAUCCAUCAUUUAAAAAAAAAAUGCCUAAAUAUCACUUCUUAAGGAUAUCGUUCUCUGAGAUAGUUUAUAUCAUCUAUUUCAUGAAAUGGUCCAGAUUCUUCCCUAAUCACUCGGUUAUCCCGUUUUAUGCUAAUACACUCUUAUUCUUUUUUUUUCCCUUUACGUCUCUUAAAAAACGAUUUUUAGCAGAUACACGUUUUUUUUUUUCUUUUUGGGACACUUUAAUCUUCCUUCCCUUUCCUUUUCUCCUCCUCCUCCUUCCCCCCAACAAUCAAUAUUAUAGCGGAGACUAAAUUUAGACAAGAAAAAAUUAAGGCUGUGGAUUAGAUUUUGAGGCUGAAGUAUGAAACUUUAAAAAAAAAAAAAAAA
Molecule: messenger RNA, 462 nt
Organism: Cokeromyces recurvatus
Lineage: Eukaryota; Fungi; Mucoromycota; Mucoromycetes; Mucorales; Mucoraceae
Exons: 2
Coding region: 45-386 (113 amino acids)
Source: RefSeq, a predicted model, not a curated record